This is a messenger RNA of Macadamia integrifolia, 875 nucleotides long. RefSeq lists its product as uncharacterized. NCBI's taxonomy places the organism in Eukaryota, Viridiplantae, Streptophyta, Magnoliopsida, Proteales, Proteaceae. The coding region runs from base 195 to 767 and encodes 190 amino acids. The transcript has a single exon. The record is from RefSeq and is a predicted model, not a curated record.
UGAAAGGACAGAGAUUUAGCGUAGAUGGUAGGUUAUCCCCACCCACAGCUGCCAAACCAGAAGAAAAAAAAAUUUCCCAACUCAAAAGGACCCAAGUUCACAAUAAAUCAGGCUCUCCUGCUUGGAUUCUCACCUGCAAAUCACUCUCAGCUUCUCCUCCUUCCUUCUUUUUUCCCUUCUGUAAUCUAUAGUUAAUGUCUUGCUUGAGUCUGGGCAAUAACCUUACACCUCCUAAGAAGGCAUGGAAGGGCUUCACUUCCAAACUCCAAAUGAAGCUUCACAAGCUCAUACGAUCCAAAGCCAUCAAGAAGACCACAAGUCGUCUCAACACCACUCUAGCUGCCCUUCUCAAUCGCUCGCCCUCCUUCCCGUCUCACCUUCUUCAACGUGAGACUAAGAGACGAGUGAUUGCUAAAUCAUCAGCCUCUACAUUUCGUCCUCGUAAACAAAAUAAACAUCUUAGCUAUAAGCAGAAAUUCUCACCAGUCUAUAUAGAUGACCUGUUUACAACUGAACCCAUAUCAAUUCAAGUACCAACAACAGUAGCAGCCACACGUAAGGUCAUAGAGAAGUCCCCAGAGUCCUCAAGUGCUACUGCAUAUGUUCCUCCCAUAGAUUACUCAAGGAAGGCUGUAGUGGAGGUGCCACAGCUAGAGGGAGUGGAUAAGAGAGCAGAGGAAUUCAUUAAAAAGUUCAAGGCGGAGAUGAGGCUUCAGAGGCAGAGAUCCUUUGGGGAAUACCAGGAGAUGCUGGAACGGGGUUCCUAGUGAAUAGUCAUCUUUUCCUAUAUGUGGAUUCCUAGUUUGUAUCAAAAUUCAGGGGGGGAAAACCCUUUGGGUCUUGUGGUGUAUAGAAGUCUGAUCAGCUUGGGUUGA